This is a messenger RNA of Cotesia congregata, 1641 nucleotides long. The record is from the annotation of a GenBank genome assembly. NCBI's taxonomy places the organism in Eukaryota, Metazoa, Arthropoda, Insecta, Hymenoptera, Braconidae.
UAUCUUAUUCUAAGUGACCAUUACAAUUACAAGCCUGACAUAUCGAUUGUUCAAAUUUUCGAUUCUCGUCUGUCAGUUGAGGUCACACUCACACAUGUUUACUUACUUACUGUAUGUCAAUUAAAAUUGUCAAAGAAAAUGAAUUUAAAAAUAACUAAUAACACCUGCAGAACUUGUCUGCUGUCAAAUAAAAAAGUUGAAAAUAUUUUUUCAAUAUCUAAUCAUGAUAUCUACAGUGGAUUAAGGCUUGAAUUUAAACAAAAACUUGAAAUACAUUGUGGUAUUGAGAUUGAAGAAAAUGAUGGAUUACCAAACAAAAUCUGUAUUGACUGUAUGGCAAAAAUUAAUAGUGCCCAUGAUUUAUGGAAGCAAUGUCAAGUUACGGACAAUAAACUAAAAGAGUUUUACAACAGAACUUCUGAAAAAGUUGUCAACUGUGUUACUUUAAAGGAUAAAUUUAGUCAAACUGGAGACUUAUUGGCAACAGAAAUAAUCGAUCAAAAUGAAGAAAAAAAAUUAUUAUAUCACACAAGAACGUUAUCUUUGUUAAAAGAGUCAAUCGCAUUAAAUAAAUUAGAACGCAAUAAAAAUAACUCUGAAUGUGGAGUUUAUGAUGAAAAAAUAAAUAAUAGUGAAAGUAAAGUAAGGGAUAAACAAAAGUCAUAUAAUACAACCAAUUUAAAUACAAAAAAACUUAUUAUUAAUGACCAUUCAUCUGAGUCUUUGAAUAGUAGUUGUACUACAAAAAAACAAUCACUUUCAUCCAUGUUAAAUGAUGAUGUCUGUAAGAAAAUAAAGUUACAAGGACAAGAAAAGCUGCCAAAAAAUGCGAAUGAUAUUAUUUAUUUUCCAAUAAAUGAUGGUAAUGAAAAUAAAGAUAUAAAUAUUGAUAAUAAUUCUGAUCAAUUUAUGAUAAUAAAAACAACCAAUAAAGCAAUUACGCCAUUAAGAGAAUAUAUUAAUUACAUUAUUGAAAAUGAUCAUUGUUACACAAGUUUUGCCAGAUCAAAAGUAAAGAAAUCAUCAAGAAAAUCACAACCAAUUGUUUUGAACGAUAAUGAUUCAAGAAAUAUGCUUGAAGAAUCAAUCGAAUCAACAAAUAUAAAUGAAAAUAAAUGUUAUGUAUGUGGUAAAGCAUAUAUUCGAAAAUCUGCGCUCUAUAAGCACAUAAAGCAUCAUAAAAAAUCAUUCCGCGAAAAAGGAUUUAAGUGUCAAAUUUGUAAGAAAAAACUAGGAAGUAAUACAUCUCUUAAACUUCACAGUAUAACUCAUCAAGGAGAAAAACCAUGUAAAUGUAAAUAUUGUGGUCGGGGAUUUUUAACGGAAAGUAAAUUGGUUUAUCAUGAAAGAUCUCAUACACUCGAACGACCUUACGUUUGUGACCUUUGUGACGCAACAUAUCCUCAGAUGCAUUUAUUGAAACUUCAUAUCACUAAACACACUGGAGAAAAUAAAUAUUUGUGUGAAAAAUGCGGUAAAUCUUUUAGAAUGUACAAAUGUUUAAGAGAACACCAAUUUACUCAUACGAAAGAAAAACCAUUCAUUUGUAGUAAUAACUGUGGGAUGGCUUAUAGUAAUUCCGGUAGUUUAUUCGCGCACAAAAAAAGAUGUUUCACUAAGGCACAACCGUUGAUUACUUAA